Ficedula albicollis (Collared flycatcher) is the source of this 2887-nucleotide messenger RNA. RefSeq names its product formin binding protein 4 (gene FNBP4). The record is from RefSeq and is a predicted model, not a curated record. NCBI's taxonomy places the organism in Eukaryota, Metazoa, Chordata, Aves, Passeriformes, Muscicapidae. The annotation marks the transcript as partial. Gene Ontology annotation, molecular function: protein binding. The transcript is spliced from 20 exons.
GGGAACCCGCCCAAUCCGCCGCCACCCGCUCCCGCCGCGGUCAAGGCCACAGGGGGUUUGUGCCUGCUGGGUGCCUAUGCUGACAGCGAUGAUGAGGAGGGUGAGACCCCGGAGAAGCCGGCCCGUUCCACGGAUGCCAACGGCAGCAGCUCUGCUGACAUCGACAGCACGCUGGCAAACUUCCUGGCUGAGAUCGAUGCCAUCACAGCCCCUCCACAGCCAGCUGAGCCCACCACUGCCUCCUCUUCCUCCUCCUCCUCCUCCGUGCCACCCCCCACGCCUCCCCGCCCGGAGCCGAAGGAUUCGGGCACAUCAUCGGGCACAGCCAAUGGCACGGGCUCGGCGCCAGCCCCCGAGUGGCAGUACGACACCCAGUGCUCGCUGGCUGGAGUGGGAGAGUUGGAGAUGGGUGACUGGCAGGAAGUGUGGGAUGAGAACACCGGCUGCUACUACUAUUGGAACACCCAGAGCAACGAGGUGACCUGGGAGCUGCCACAGUACUUGGCAACCCAGGUCCAGGGCCUGCAGCAUUACCAGCACAGCAGCACCGUGGCAGGCACCAAUGGCAGCUUCGUGGCAGCCACGGAGCCGUUCCCUCAGGAGAAGGGGACCCCAGGCAGCGCUGGCCGUGGGACCAGCCUCAGCAAGCGGGAGGUGAAGAAGGAAGUGAAUGAAGCAGUGCAGGCUCUCUCCAACAGUGAGGAAGAGAGGAAGGGAGUGGCUGGGGCUCUCCUGGCCCCACUCGUGCCUGACGUGGUGAAGGAGGAAGAGGAGCGCUGGAGGAGGAAAGUGAUCUGCAAAGAGGAGGUUGAGCCGCCUCUGGAAGAGGAGGCAAAAGUGGAAGAGGCGCCGGCUGCUGCAGAAGAGCCAGAGCCCAGCAGGGACCCCCUGGAAGACACGGGGCAGGAGGAUCUGUGCAGUGUGGUGCAGUCGGGGGAGAGCGCGGAGGAGGAGGAGGAGCAGGACACACUCGAGCUGGAGAUGGUUCUGGAGAGGAAAAAGGCAGAGCUGCGUGCCCUGGAGGAAGGCGACGGCAGCGUUUCGGGCUCCAGCCCGCUCUCCGACGGGAGCCAGUCGGCCUCACAGGACGCGUCCCGCAGGCUGGCCUCCAAGAGAGGCAAAUGGAAACUGUUUGUGGGAGCUGCCAGCCCAGAGUCCGCCAGCCGGAGCUCCAGCAAAACGGGCCGGGACAGCCCAGAAGCAGGAGAAGCAGCCCCGAGCAUGGAAGCAACUGAUCCAACCUCAGACAAAGAGGCAGAAUCUGAGGAGCCCCAGGAAAAAGCCAAAUCACAAGGGGCUCCAAAAAUGGAAGAGGAGGAGCAGGAUCUGAAGUUUCAGAUUGGAGAGCUGGCAAAUACUCUGACUAGUAAAUUGGAGUUCCUGGGCAUCAACAGACAAUCUAUCUCCAACUUCCACAUGUUGCUGUUGCAGACAGAGACCCGCAUUGCAGACUGGCGAGAAGGCGCCCUCAAUGGAAACUACCUCAAACGCAAACUCCAAGACGCAGCCGAACAGCUUAAACAAUACGAAAUAAACGCCACCCCUAAAGGCUGGUCCUGCCACUGGGACAGGAUCUCUGGAUCAACUCUUCUGACCAACAGCUCUUCCAAAGGACAAACUUCAACUCACCGACGGAACGAAGAACAAGAUUUCUGUCUCCUGCCAGCAGGGAGCAUAGACGCUAUUUCUAUGUUAACGAGCGCUCGGGAGAGUCGCAAUGGGAGUUCCCCGAUGGGGAGGACGAAGAGGAGGGACAGCAAGGCGCCGUUGACAGAAAACCCGACGGUCCUCCGAAGCCACCUCCCAAAGACAAAGGAGAGCUCGCCGAGGGGCCGGCUGAGCGCCCCGCAGUCCUCCGUCCCCGUCCUCCAACCUCCCUUGCCUUUGGAAAUGCCUCCACCGCCUCCGCCCCCCCCAGACUCACCGCCUCCCCCUCCACCGCCACCCCCACCGCCUGGAGAAGAUGGGGAGAUCCAGGAAGUGGAGAUGGAAGAUGAGGGGGGCGAGGAGCCGCCUGCCCCAGGAACAGAGGAAGAUGCUCCCCUGAAGUCCCUGGUGCGCCCCGCUGCCAGCAGCAGCCAGGCUGCUGUUGAUCCAAGCCCAGCCCCGCUGCUCUCGGCCAAGCCGCAGAAGAGGAAAGCAGUGGAGAUGAGCCCGGGGGUGAUGCAGCGCACGGCCACCAUUGGCAGCUGCCCCGUCAUCUACAGCCAGCCCCUGAUGGCCACGGGCAAGUACCAGCCAUCGGCCGUGCCCCUGGCCUCCCUGAGGCCACGCCAGCGCCUCCAGAAUGAGAUCCAGGGACGCCCCAACCUCCGCAUGGCUCCAGGCCCCGCCGGCCCUCAGCCCACGGCGCUGGGGCUGCAGUCCAGCUACUUGGGUGUGACGGGACCUGCCGCGCCUUCCAUGAUGGGAUACUCGGGGGGGCCACAGACACCCCCGCCGCCCACCCCCAAGGCGCCGCCGCCUCCAGAGAAGGAGAAGCCGAGGAAGGGGCGCAAGGACAAGAGCAAGAAGGGAAAGACAAAGAUGCCGUCACUGGUGAAGAAGUGGCAGAGUAUCCAGCGGGAGCUGGAUGAGGAGGAGAAUUCCAGCUCCAGCGAGGAGGACCGGGAGACCACAGCCCAGCGGCGCAUUGAGGAGUGGAAGCAGCAGCAGCUGAUGAGUGGCAUGGCCGAGAGGAACGCCAACUUCGAGGCACUGCCAGAGGACUGGCGCUCACGGCUGAAGCGGAGGAAAACGGCCUCGAGCACAUGAGGCAUGCAGUGCCAUGCCCACCUCUUGGGGGUUUUUUGUUUUGUUUUGUUUUUUUUUACAGAUGUACAGUUCCUUUUACCAUUGUCCAAUAAAUCGUAGCAGUUUGGGAAGUGCCAUCUCAUUGAUGCUGCUG